Thecamonas trahens ATCC 50062 is the source of this 627-nucleotide messenger RNA. RefSeq lists its product as uncharacterized. NCBI's taxonomy places the organism in Eukaryota, Apusomonadida, Apusomonadidae. The coding region runs from base 15 to 524 and encodes 169 amino acids. The transcript is spliced from 2 exons. The record is from RefSeq and is a predicted model, not a curated record.
CACCUCUUCGAAGAAUGGACGAAACACGGGAACAGCGCAAGGCCCGCUUGGCCGCUAUCCGUGCUGCUGCCCGCGCCAAGGAGGAGGACGAGACCGGAGGAGGCGAGGAGCAGCCGUCGACCAAGCGGGUGCGAGUGAACGAUGUGACGGUGGCGGAUGGUGGCACGGGCUCGUCGUCGGUAGCGGCGGGUGCUGGGGGUGCUGAGGGUGCAGAGGGCGCGACAAGCACAGCGGUGGCUGCAUCAGCUGGGUCGGGCGAGGACGUGGUCGAUCUGGCGCUGGCGCCGAUGGCCGCAGUCACAGAGACGGCGGCCACAGUGCUCCCGGACUUUACUAAGCAGGAUCUUCUGGCGUUGGCACCCAAGUCGCACGUGGCACAGCUGGAGGCGCCCAUCAAGGACAAGCUCGAACUGCUCGAGCGGCGGACAACCCGCGCCAUCAUGGACAUUCUCAAGGACAAGCUUGCUGCCCAGAAUGGGAGCACAAAUGCGUCGAUUGUUGUUCCCACCGCCAAGCCGCAGUGAAGAGGAUGAAGGCGGCUUUAUGUGUUUGCCGUUUUCACGGCUGCGACGGCGGCGCGUGCGACGACGGCGGCGCCGCCUGCCGCAUCUGCUGCAGCUGCAUGAA